AUGCUCUUCGAAUUUCUUUCUGAUCCAUUUAUAAAUGAACAUAUUAAAAAUUAUGCAAACAAAGGUAGUGACUCAACGAGCUAUUUGUCAAAAAUAAUUUAUGAAGAAGUGAUUGAACUUAUGGCAAAAAAAGUUAGGGAGACAAUUAUUGUAGAGGUGAAAAAAGCGAAAUAUUACUGUAUAAUUGUUGAUUAUACACCUGAUAUUUCUCACGUAGAUCAGAUUGAUUUUAUUUUAAGAUACGUACUACCAAAUGGUGUAGCAGCUGAACGUUUUGUAAAAUUACUCGAUAACGUUGGAUAUAAAGGUACAGAUAUGUAUAAUGCUGUGAAAGAAACUCUAGAAUCCUUGCAAAUAAAUAUUAAUGACUUGAGAGGUCAGUCAUACGACAAUGUUGCAAAUAUAAGUGACAAUUACAAGAUGCUUCAAGCCCUUAUAAAAAAAGAUAACCCUCUGGCACAGUUUACACCGUGUGCUGGACAUGGAUUAAAUACAGUGGACACACAUGCUGCUGAGUCCUAA
Molecule: messenger RNA, 522 nt
Organism: Daktulosphaira vitifoliae (grape phylloxera)
Lineage: Eukaryota; Metazoa; Arthropoda; Insecta; Hemiptera; Phylloxeridae
Exons: 1
Coding region: 1-522 (173 amino acids)
Source: RefSeq, a predicted model, not a curated record